Pseudozyma hubeiensis SY62 is the source of this 1476-nucleotide messenger RNA. RefSeq lists its product as hypothetical. The coding region runs from base 1 to 1476 and encodes 491 amino acids. NCBI's taxonomy places the organism in Eukaryota, Fungi, Basidiomycota, Ustilaginomycetes, Ustilaginales, Ustilaginaceae. The record is from RefSeq and is a predicted model, not a curated record. The transcript has a single exon.
AUGAGUGGCUGGCACCGGCGUCAUCCUUGCGACUGGCCUCUUCUCGACAAGCCUCUGGGUGCGUCCACAUGGUGCCGACUGCCACCGGAGCUGGUGCUGCACGUCGUAGAGAGCGCAAGCUGGCUCGUGCCUGCCGACACGCUCACGAGAUGGUGCUUGGUAGAUCGAGCCUGGUAUCGACGCACCAUCGUGCCGCUCUACGCAUGUGUGGCGCUGUCACCUCGCGAUGACGAUGCGCUAGGCGCGUUGCGUAUCGAGAGAUUCUGCAAGACCAUCUCCUGCAGCAAGCAGCUGGCUGCUUAUGUCAAGGCGCUCGACUUCGCCGUCAGCAGAGAGGAACAUGGUAUCGCCAAUCAGGAUCAGUAUCUCGCCAUCUUGACGCACUGCCGAAACCUCAUCUACCUGCGCAACUUGCAACGCCUUCGAGAUCCCGAAGACACCUAUCUGCCGUCCGUACCGUCUGGAGCACUUGCACGGCUGCGCUGGCACGACUCGGACCUCCGAGCGUUCGAAGAGCUCGUCGAGUCGGUCUUCAAGCCGUUGCACUUUCGCAGCAAUCCGGAUGCGCGGGGCAUCGAGCGAUCCGAUCUUAUCGCGCUGGAUGCGAGGUCGUGCAGUCGCAUGCUCUACGAUCUCCGGCUCAUCGCACGACUGCCUAGCGUCCACAAGCUGCCCAAAGGAUUCCUGCGCAAUAUGGCGGUUCACCAGAUGCCUCGGCAAAAGCUCAUGGCCGCUCGAUGCAGCAAGCAGUACCAGAAUGAUCGGAUUGGCAUGCAGAUCGCUGUGGGAGUGCUCAACGUGGUGUCGCGGAUCCUACCGCAGCUCGAGCUCGUCGAGAUCUACCUGGCCGAUCGCGACUGCUUCACAGGUGCCCCUUCGCACUUUGUAUCCAAAGCGAGCGCCACGGGACUACCUUGUCUGUAUCCUCGUUCCUUCUGGCAAGACCUUGUUCGCCAGAUGAUGGCCUCAGCGCCGUUUCCCUUCGCUGUGGCCUUCUAUCACGUCUGCUCCAAUGAAGUUGGUGACGCACCGGGCUUCGACAUCGGCGGCGAUUAUGAUGAACCGUCAGACUCGAUUUCCAGCCCGGAGUAUCCGUACACGAUCGAGGAAGACGAGGACAUUCUGCGUCGCAACACGACUGGCGCCGGUUGGCAGGAGCCGUUCCUGCUGUUGCCUCAUUCUUCGCAUGUUGUGCCAAUCAAAUUCAAAGGAGGGUACCGCUCGCUACCCUUUUCGACUUACAAGAAGGACGACAAGCCAGCAUGGGAUGUGCUGAUCGAUCCGCCGCCCGAGAUGAUGCCCGACCAAACCAGGAUGGCGGAUGCGCAGGAGGAGUGGGAUGUCGAGUCGAUGCUCGGCACAAGUCGACCCCGCUUGUCACCGAUGCAUCCUCUCACACCUCGUCGAGGCUCGCUGGACUGGCUGCGUCUUGUCAGUCGCAAUCUCGAGUUUGGCAAGCACGACCUGUUCCUCUGA